Messenger RNA from Rotaria sordida, 207 nucleotides. The record is from the annotation of a GenBank genome assembly. Lineage: Eukaryota; Metazoa; Rotifera; Eurotatoria; Philodinida; Philodinidae.
AUGAUGUCAGCCGAAGAAGAAAUGGAAUAUCAGUCUUAUCCAUCUGCAUCAGUCAAUAUUCCAAUGUCUUCUGCUCGUCGUCGUUCAGUAUCUCGAAGACGUGAUCGUAGUUUGAAUUCUGUUCACUUUCAAAAUCUCAAUCGUACGUCUAAACGUGCAGCUUCUACACCGAAACCAACUCGUCCUAGUGGUCGUACUUUAAAUUAA